This is a messenger RNA of Rattus rattus (black rat), 2067 nucleotides long. RefSeq names its product brain enriched guanylate kinase associated (gene Begain). NCBI's taxonomy places the organism in Eukaryota, Metazoa, Chordata, Mammalia, Rodentia, Muridae. Gene Ontology annotation, cellular component: synapse. The transcript has 7 exons. The coding region runs from base 206 to 2065 and encodes 619 amino acids. The record is from RefSeq and is a predicted model, not a curated record.
GGGUCCCGGGCGCGAGGAGAGGCCGUCCGACCCCGGAGGGUCUCCACGCAGCACGAGGGCGGGUCUGCGCCAGCGGCCCGGAGCCCCGCCAGAGAACCGGACGCGCCGGGGUUAAUCCCACGGGCCCAGGAGGGGGGGCAGGCCCCGAACCCCGAGAUCGGAGGGCAGAAGGGUCCUGAGCAGAAGCAAGAGUUCCUCGCUUCCGAUGCCGUUCCCCUCGAGCUGCGUGAGCGCCGGCCGGGCCUCUGCCGCAGACAUGGAGAAACUCAGUGCGCUGCAGGAACAGAAGGGCGAGCUGCGCAAGCGCCUGUCCUACACCACGCACAAGUUGGAGAAGCUGGAGACGGAGUUUGACUCCACCCGCCACUAUCUGGAGAUUGAGCUGAGGCGCGCACAGGAGGAGCUGGACAAGGUCACGGAGAAACUGCGCAGGAUUCAGAGCAACUACAUGGCACUCCAGAGGAUCAACCAAGAGCUGGAGGACAAGCUGUACCGGAUGGGCCAGCACUAUGAGGAAGAGAAGCGUGCCAUGAGCCACGAGAUUGUCGCCCUCAACAGCCACCUGCUGGAGGCUAAGGUGACCAUUGACAAGCUGUCAGAGGACAACGAGCUCUAUAGGAAGGACUGCAAUCUAGCGGCCCAGCUGCUGCAGUGCAGCCAGACCUACGGCAGGGUCCAUAAGGUGUCCGAGCUGCCCUCGGACUUCCAGCAGCGUGUGAGCCUGCAUAUGGAGAAGCAUGGCUGCAGCCUGCCGUCCCCACUGUGCCAUCAGGCCUACGCCGACAGCGUGCCCACCUGCGUCAUCGCCAAGGUGCUGGAGAAGCCCGACCCCGGCAGCCUGUCCUCGCGCAUGUCGGAUGCCUCGGCCCGCGACCUGGCCUACCGCGACGGAGUGGAGAACCUGGGCCCGCGACCCCCGUACAAGGGAGACAUCUACUGCAGCGAAACGGCUCUCUACUGCCCUGACGAGCGAGAUCACGGCCGGCGGCCCAGCGUGGACACGCCGGUGACCGACGUGGGCUUCCUGCGUGCGCAGAAUUCCACCGACAGCGCGGCGGAAGAGGAGGAGGAGGCCGAGGCGGCGGCCUUCCCGGAGGCCUACCGUCGCGAGGCCUUCCAGGGCUACGCGGCCUCGCUGCCCACGUCCAGCUCCUACUCCAGCUUCAGCGCCACGUCCGAGGAGAAGGAGCACGCGCAGGCCAGCACGCUGACCGCCUCGCAGCAGGCCAUCUACCUGAACAGCCGCGAAGAGCUCUUCAGCCGCAAGCCGCCCUCCGCCACCUACGGGCCCUCCGCCACCUACGGCAGCAGCCCUCGCUACGCCAAGGCCGCGGCCACCCUGGGCUCCCCGCUCGAGGCCCAGGCAGCCCCAGGCUUCGCUCGGACUGUGUCUCCGUACCCGGCCGAGCCCUACCGCUAUCCGGCCUCCCCGGGCUCCCAGCAGGCUCUCAUGCCUCCCAACCUGUGGAGCCUGCGGGCCAAGCCGAGCGGUAACCGGCUUGCCGCCCGGGAGGACAUUCGAGGCCAGUGGCGGCCCCUGAGCGUGGAGGAUGUGGGCGCCUACCCUUACCAGGCCGGCGCCGCAGGCCGCGCCGCCUCGCCCCGCAACUUCUCAGAACGUUUCUACGGCGGCGCUGGCGGCGGCGGCAGCCCCGGCACGAAUGCCGAGGGCCGUGCCAGCCCCCUCUAUGCCAGCUACAAAGCCGAUAGUUUCUCGGAGGGCGAUGACCUCUCCCAGGAUCAUCUGGCCGAGCCCUGCUUCCUCCGAGCGGGUGGCGAUCUGAGCCUCAGCCCCAGCCGUUCAGCUGAUCCUCUCCCUGGCUAUGCCACUAGUGAUGGGGAUGGGGAUAGGCUCGGGGUGCAGCUGUGUGGGGCUGGCAGUAGCCCGGAGCCCGAGCACGGCUCCCGGGAUUCCCUGGAGCCUAGCUCCAUGGAGGCCUCUCCCGAAAUGCACCCUCCAACCCGCCUCAGCCCCCAGCAAGCCUUCCCAAGGACUGGAGGCUCUGGGCUGAGCCGCAAGGACAGUCUCACUAAGGCCCAGCUCUACGGAACCCUGCUCAACUGACU